This is a messenger RNA of Desarmillaria tabescens, 1339 nucleotides long. RefSeq lists its product as uncharacterized. The coding region runs from base 20 to 1174 and encodes 384 amino acids. The transcript has 3 exons. The record is from RefSeq and is a predicted model, not a curated record. NCBI's taxonomy places the organism in Eukaryota, Fungi, Basidiomycota, Agaricomycetes, Agaricales, Physalacriaceae.
AUCUUACCGCCUCACCAUCAUGUACAACGGUAUCGGUCUUACUACACCUCGAGGAAGUGGAACGAAUGGCUAUGUUGUACGCAACCUCUCGACGUUAAGGUCGUAUCAACCAGCCCAAGAUCGUGCAAAUGCUUGGGAUGCAGCACCGCCCAAGCACCGUGAACCGGACGAAGGCAUACUGGAACAUGAAAGGAAACGGAAGGUUGAGGUUGAAUGUCUAACCCUGCAGCUCGAGCUGGAGGAUAAUGGUGUUGACGAGACGGAAAUUGAAGAAAAAGUUAGCGCCCUCCGUGAAAAGCUUCUAGUGAAUUUGUCAAGCAUGGCACCCAAAAAACUGAAGCCUACCGACACUCAUGGCAUGGCCGCGGCUAAAAAGACCGAGCUUGCCAAAAUGGCUCGUGCUUUCGGUACCAGUAGCAACUACAAUGAAGGCGAUGCUUUUGACCGAGAAAAGCAGGAAGAGCUCAAGGUGAAGCGGCAGGCUGAACGAGAGGAGAGAGAUCGCAGAAAAGAGGAAGAGCGAGAAAAGAUGUUGGAGCAAAAGGCUAAAUGGGAAGCUGAGAAAAGGGAACGCGAUCGACUGCGACGAAGAGAGGAGGACAGGAUUCGACGGGAGAGAGAAGAAAAUGCCUUGAAGCGUAAGGAUCGUGGCAUGCCUCCACCGCCUCUGCCUCCUCCAAGAGAUCGGCCCUACCGUGACAGUCGUGGUUCAGACAGGCGCAGUCGGAGUCGAAGCCCUCGUCGUCGACCUUCGCCUCCCCGACGACCUCGCCGCGAUUCGAGGUCACCGUCUCCUCCGCCUCGUCGACGAUAUGAUUCACGUUCACGUUCACGUUCACGCUCACGGUCGUCGUCUCUGUCACGCUCUCCACCUCCACCUCGUCGGAGACGCUCACCUUCACCUCUCCGUCGCUCACCGCCUCCUACACCGCCUCGUCUGCGCGACGUAAGCCCUCCUCCCCGUCGCAGAGGACGGUCUGUAUCCCAUUCGCCGCCGUAUAGGCCAAGAGACAGAAGGGACCCUCCCGUGGAGGAUGACCCAAGGACAGACAGGGGAAGAAGGCAGCAUUCUGAGGAUCAACCUCGACGAGGUCGCGGUCGUUCUGCAUCAUCUGGUUCAUCAAUGUCUGUUAGCUCGCAGUCAUCAGGGAGCCGAAGCCGAAGCCGUGACUAGUCGGCUUUGUCGUGUACUUUCUGCCUCUCAUUUAUUCCGUUUGUCUGAUAUGUACGAGUAUUUCAACAAGAUUGACUUUGCAGAAGCUCGCAACAUUUUGAACCCAGAAAACAUCAAGGUGGCGUUAUACCAAUGAUUUUGAAAUCACAAUUUUGUUUCUAAAAG